Messenger RNA from Panonychus citri (citrus red mite), 3954 nucleotides. RefSeq lists its product as uncharacterized. Lineage: Eukaryota; Metazoa; Arthropoda; Arachnida; Trombidiformes; Tetranychidae. The record is from RefSeq and is a predicted model, not a curated record. The transcript is spliced from 3 exons. Gene Ontology annotation, molecular function: nucleosome binding; protein binding. Gene Ontology annotation, biological process: chromatin organization. Bases 58 to 3813 code for a protein of 1251 amino acids. Gene Ontology annotation, cellular component: nucleus.
CAUGGUCCAUUCUUUCCUGAUAGUUUACUCGAAUUAACCUACGACUUAAUUAAAGAUAUGAAUUCGCACAAAGAUAGCUGUUUAGAUUCAUCUUGUUACUGUCAACAAAACAGCCUCAUGAAAAAAUUUCACGGCCUCAAGACUAAAGGUAAACUUUCACAAAAUAAUCUAGAUUAUUUGCUCGACUGCUGGGCCACUGAUGGCGGUGAUGUAACUCUAUUGAUUGAAACUGGUAAACGAGCGCUUAAUCAGUCUGAUUUUCUCAUCGCACGUGUUUGUUUUGAAGAAGUUCAUCGAAUCAGGCCGACCAAUUGGAUUGCUCUUGACACUUUAAUUGGUCUUUACUUCAUUUUCAAUGAUAACAGUAAUUGUCUAAAACUUGCGAUCAAAGGUUUGACUGCAGAUUGUAAUUACUUCAAAGCUCGUGUUUUAAUAUCAGAGAUUUUGAAAUCAACACCAACUUUAAAAUCAGAAAUACCUGUUGAUCUUGAUUAUCUGAUUCGGGGUAAAUCCACAGAUGAUUUGACAAGAAAAACAAAAAUUUUAGACGAACUCAACAAGACGAAACAACUUCGUGAUGGACAAAAGAAGACUGAAACUCAACAAGAAAGGGUUCGAAAAUCUCUGCAAUUAGACCUCAAUUCAGAAACACUUUCAUCAUUAAAAUCCCUGAUUUCAGCUCUAAUAACUGUUAGUAGUGACAUAGAAAAACAGCAUGUCAAUUAUAGAACAGUGAUAACAUUGAAAAUCUCUGGCAUUCAUCGUUCCAAUGCUUCUGUGAGUAACGGGUCAAACUCUUCCAAAGAAAAUCAAAACAAUAAACGAAAGAGCCAAGGUCAUGAUUCAUUAGCAAAACGAACAUCAGUUGAAGAUUCACAGCCAAAAGAUCCAACAGCCGAAAAUAUGUACAAAAAGAUAUUCUCAAUGUUCCCCGAAAAUAUUUUAGCUCGUGAAAUAGCCCAAGAAGAGGAGCUAGAGGUACAAACACAAAACGAAGCUCAAGUGGAACAUUUAAUUUUAACCCGUUACCGCUCGAAACAAAUACCAUUCGCCUCAAAAGGAAAACAAAUAUAUCGGCUCAUCACUGAUCUUCUCUAUGAAAUAGCAAACGAAGCCACUGCGAUCAAAUUACCUUCUAAUUUCAUGAAGCUGUAUAGAAUUUAUCGAAAAUGGAAUAAGUUACCGACACCUUUAACGUGCUCUAUUGAGAAUAUAAGUGUUAACAAAACAAAAUUAAUUUUAAUUGCUAAUGAAGUUCAGUUCGAUAAAUCCGAAGCAAUAUUUCUAACUGAAUCGAUUCCAUAUCUCCGAGAUUUAUUCGAUACCAACGAUUAUGAUAAAUUUUUCAUUCGUCUCAUGAUACUUCGAGGAGUGAAAGAAUCCGAAGUUGAUUAUCUUCUAAUGGCAAAUGAAAUGUUUACUAAAUCUAAACUGAAAUCAGUUCAAGCAGCAAAUCAAACUGUCUAUACCUCAUUUUCACUUAGAUCAAUGAUUAAUAAGAUGAAUGGAAAUAAUUUGGACACAUUAUUAGAUCAACAUCGACACCAGGAAAUUGUUGAACUAUUAGCAUCUAAAUCUGAACUCUCUGAACAAGAAGAAGAGUAUUUCUAUCAAGCCAUCCAAUCAUCACAACAAUGGAAACGAGGGAUCGAAAUAAUUGCUAAAAGUAAACAAUUAACUGAUCGAUUGUUAAAACUAUUACUAUUUUAUCUAAAGAAUGGUGAUGGAUCAUCUAUUGAUCGAGAAUUAGCGAUCAAAUUGCUAAAAUUAGGGACCGAAGAUUACAAUGCACUGGCCUGGACUUGUAUUCUACAAACAUUCAUAAACGAGAUGCGACUUGGUAAUACGGGUGAAGAAAAAAUUGCUAAUUUGAUUAGUUCAGUUCACGAUUAUCUAGGGAAUAAAAAAGCUUGUUGUCAUUCCAAUGGAGAGUUUUUAUCUCUUUCACUUGAUUACUUGACCGAUCAAGCAAAUAUCGAGAGAGAGAAAUUAAUCUUUAGCUGCCUUGGUUGUUAUUACAAACACUUAGGAUGUAGCUUUUUAUCAGCUAAGCAUGAAUCCGGAGUUUCUCUACUUUGGAAGGACAUGCAUAAUAUUUACAAUUACUUCAUUCCAAAAACUUUACCAACUUUUACAAGUGAAAUAAGUAAAUCAAUUAGUUCAAAUACUGAAGAGUUGUUAUGCAAUUUGCUUCCCUUGGUCCCUGAAAAUUUAAAUCCUGAAAGAUUUUCUAAUUCUGUCAAAGAAUAUAUCGAUCAUGGAAAAUCAAUUGAGCUUACAACAAGUAUUCCAAAAAAUCAUGUUACUCAAGAUCUUUACUAUUAUUUAGCUGAUUAUUACUUUAAAAACAAAGACUUUCAGAAAGCCAUCAAAUUUUAUAUUCUUGAUCUAACUUUAAAUCGGAGUCGAUUUGAUUCAUGGGUUGGCUGUGCUCUUGCAAUAACAAGUCAGAUUGAUCAAUAUUCUUCGACUAAUGGUCGAGUUUUCUACUCAUCUACUCAUCAAGUGUUACUUCUGGGGAAAAAAGCAUCUCGUUGUUUCAUUAAAGCGGUUAAGCUGAAAAAAAGUGAAUCCAAGUUAUGGCUCGAAUAUGGAAAGCUCUCUUACAGUAUAGCGAGUUAUAUUUCUCGAGUCAUGAAAUUUGGACCAGUUUUGGAGAAUUCAAAAAAACAAGAAAUGGCCGAGCAACAUCAAACUUUUCUCGAUCAAGCUAAAGUUUGCUUCGACCAUGGUAGCAAGUUACCUGCUUCCAAUGAAAUUAAUUAUUAUUAUUAUUUUUUAGGAAAAAUCGCUGAAAGAAAAAACAUCUUACAAGCACUUGAAUAUUACGAAUUAUCUUUGUCUCAUCCUAUUUCAAGUGAAGCGAUUGCUGAAAUUGAUAAUGUAAAUUCUACUACUGAAAUUCAUUGUUUUGGCAGCGAAAUUCACUAUCGGAUUUACGCUUGUGUCCUUAAGCAUAUUUUUAAACAUAGAAAUCUAUCAGCGCAAAUAUUAUCACAAAUGUUAGGGUUUUUAACUCGUGCUGCAAAAAAUACUUUCUUUGGUUCUUUACCAGAAGAUGUCGAAGAGGUGAUACGUGAUUCGAUUACAUUGGAAAGUGAAGGACAAUUAUGGUAUGAAAAAAUUCAAGAAUUGUGUCUGGCUCAAAUGUAUAGAAACAUAGGCCGUUAUCCUAACCGUGGCAAAUCCCUCUAUCGACUUGCGCAUCAUUAUUUUCACACGAAAGAAUAUAAUAAUAUUAAGUUCGCUCGAGAGAUACUCAGCAAUUCGUUUCAAUCGACAACUCGUCCAGAAAGUUCUACUGCUUUCGGGACUGGGGAAAGUUCAUCCAUGCUCGUAAAGUUUUUGUCGAUUGGAGAUUGUUUCGUCCCAACUAAAUGUAAUUAUUAUAUAUUCCAUGGAAUCCAGAAGACAUUGAAUAAUUUUAUCGAAAGACCAGGAAGUUUUUGUGCUCUCAUCCGUCGAUUGACGGAUUUAUUGAUUGAUGUGAAACGAUCAAUAGUUUUAAAUGAUCCUGAACCUUCAUUGAACAUCGCAAUAUUUUUGGACUCAUCAGUGUGCAGUAACAAAGAAUAUCUUCCUGAAACCGACCGAGAAAAUCUUGGGAAAAAAGCAUUGGAACAUUGUUUUAGUAUUUAUGAGAGUAAAAUUGUAGAGGCGACAGGGGAUCGAAACAAUUUAGAGAAAAUUGCAGCUGAAUUAAGGGGAAUAUGUAACGAAUUGGUGAAAUAUCCUAUCUAUGAACAAUCUACUAAACAAUUCCUCGAAAAACAUAGAAAUUUGCUGAAUGUAUUACCAUUUAUUAAUCACUAACUUUAAUGAAGAAUAUCUCUCCUAACAAAGUUUCUUAAAUUCACGAAAACUUUUCCGAUUCUGAACGAAACUAAAAUUGUUUUAAUUGGAAUAUUUAUGUUUUUUAACUACGAAAAAUAUUUUAUGCAAUUAAAUGUAUUC